Messenger RNA from Acanthochromis polyacanthus (spiny chromis), 4450 nucleotides. It is a transcript of the gene nfrkb, whose product is annotated as nuclear factor related to kappaB binding protein. Gene Ontology annotation, molecular function: protease binding. The record is from RefSeq and is a predicted model, not a curated record. Lineage: Eukaryota; Metazoa; Chordata; Actinopteri; Pomacentridae. The transcript is spliced from 26 exons. Gene Ontology annotation, cellular component: Ino80 complex. The coding region runs from base 131 to 3967 and encodes 1278 amino acids.
GGCAGCAAACCGUCGAAGUAGAGCGGCGACCAUUUUCAAUAGAAGAAGAAAACUGUGCGUCGAUUAAACAGUUCCCCCUCUUCUUCUUUCCAAAACAGAGAGCAGUGCCAGGUUGGCACAGAGAAGAAGGAUGGAUGCUCUCGCACACAUGCUUACAGACCCUCUUGAUCCAAAAGAGGAAAACGAUGGGCAGAUCACAGAGGAGUGCAUGCUGGGCAACUGUAGAGUUAACCUUCCAGAGGACCUUCUUGAGGACCCUGAAAUUUUCUUCUCUGUGAUGAGUGAAAGCACCUGGAGUGAAGUACUGUCAGAUUCCCAGAGGCAGCACCUUCGCCAGUUUUUGCCACAGUUUCCCGACAACAACGUUGUGGAGCAAGACAGCACCAUCAGUGACCUUUUCAACAACAAAAAUUUCAACUUUGGAAAUCCACUUCAUCUUGCACAAAAACUAUUCAGAGAUGGUUACUUCAAUCCAGAGGUGGUCAAAUACCGACAAUUGUGUGCCAAGUCCCAGAAGAAACGACAGUUGCACUGCCUUCAACAAUAUUACCACAGACUGCUGAAGCAAAUUCUCGUCUCCAGAAAGGAGCUGCUGGACUUUGCAGUUCACAAUAGUCUGGACUUUCCACCAAGGAGAAGGUUACCAACCAAGACUCUUGCUGAAAUGCGCGAGCCAAGAGUGAGAAGAAGAUUAAGCCGCAUAAUGAAGGAGGUCAAAACUGAGUGUGGAGACAGCAACGCUUCAUCUGAUGAUGACGACAUAUUAUCAUGGACUCCAGCACCUCAGUCCCCAUCCUCUCCAACACCCACUGUUUCACUCAGAGUUCUUCCCAGCCUGUCCACCCAAGACAUGAAGACUACCGAAAAAAUAGAACUAGGUGAGCAUGACUUGAAAGUCAUGCUGCAAAACCAUCGGGAGAAGAGAAAACGGCAGCCAGACCAUCCAGACUUGAUAACCUCUGACAUUCACCUCGGAGACAUACUUUCAAGGGCAAAUAUUGGUCGGAAGGGGACCAUGCCACUCUUCGAUCUGUCUCUGCCUAAGAAGAAGAUGAGAGAUGAGAGAAGGAAGAAGAAACUGAGGACAAUAAAAGUGGAAUCUGAAGAUCCAUGUGAAACUCUUGCACCUUCAGACACUCCGUCAGCUCCACCAGUGAACCUCAUCAACUCCCUUCCUGACACACCGUCUACUCCACUGCAGAACAUCAAAGAGGAAAUUGUGGAGGAGUGUCAGAGCAGCCCGGUUAUAGUUGAGGAAAUAGCUGUCAGUUUCUUCAGCUUGCUGGAAAACAUCUUAAGGGCAGAAUGUCUUGCCAGUACUUUAACGUUGGAAGAGAAAGUUCAAAUGUGGCAGUCCUCUCCAGCCAGUUCCCUCAAUGUGUGGUUUUCAUCUGCCUCAUGUUGGUCUGACUUGGUUCUCCAAGCCCUGCAGUUUCUUGGAGGAGAGACUAAAGAUGGCAUGAUGGCACUCCCCAGCGGCUUUUCUCCAUUUGUGGAAUUUGUAGAUGAAUCUCAGCAGUGGAGGUGGAUUGGACCGACACAGGAUACAGAGAAGGAUCUCAGUGCACUCUGUCAGCUGUGGCUGGACUCCAAAGAUUUUGUUGUCAAGACAGAAAAUGAAGACAUGUUAGAGAUGACGUCUCCUACACCAAGACUUUCAACCGAUUAUGUGGUGCGGCCCAGUACUGGAGAUGAGAAACAAGUGUUUCAAGUUCAGGAGCAGCAACGAUACAAUCAGCCACACAAAGCUUUCACCUUCAGGAUGCACGGUUUUGAAUCUGUGGUGGGCCCCGUUAAAGGGGUGUUUGAUAAGGAGAUGUCUCUCAACAAAGCCAGAGAGCACACACUGCUCCGCUCAGACCGGCCCCCAUACGUCACCAUUCUCUCUCUGGUGCGGGAUGCAGCAGCCAGGUUACCCAAUGGAGAGGGAACGAGGGCAGAGAUCUGUGAACUGCUGAAAGAUUCACAGUUUCUUGCUCCAGAUGUCACUAGUGCACAGGUGAAUACAGUUGUCAGUGGGGCUUUAGAUAGACUUCACUAUGAGAAAGACCCCUGUGUGAAGUAUGACAUUGGCCGCAAACUGUGGAUUUACCUGCACCGCCAUCGCAGUCAGGAGGAGUUUGAGAGAAUCCACCAGGCACAAGCUGCAGCUGCAAAAGCAAGAAAAGCUUUACAGCAGAAACCUAAACCAACAUCUAAGCCUAAGCCUGGAAGUAAAGAUGGAGGCAGCAAAACCCCGGGAUGUCUGGAGGCAGGGCAGGAUAUAGGCUCUAAUCCCAUGUCACCUCUUCCUACAACACCCACUCCAAACACACCUGGAACCCCCAAGUCACCCCUGCCCUGCACAGCCACCACGCCAACAAAGACUGGAGUCCCAGAUGCAAUCAAAUCCAGCCCAGGUGUUCUUCUUGUGUCUCCUCCCUCGUUGCCUCAGCUGGGAACCAUCUUACCCACCAGCCAGGCUUGUCCACCAGCUUCACAGCCAGUUACAUCCCAGCAUGCCGCUCGGAUAGUGAGUCACCUGGCGACAGGCUCUCUCCCUCAGGUACGAGUGGUUUCUGCUCAACCAGGUCUGGGUUCUUCAGCAGGAAGCCAGCAAGCGACGCUGGUACAUCAGACCCCUCACCAGAUCAGGAUGCCAGUGUCAGUGGCAGCCAAGGGCAUUUCACAGGCGGUAGUGUCUGUGCCUCUAAGGAGUCAGUCUGCUAGUAGUCCAGUUCAGGUUCCAACAACUCUGUCUGUGUCAACUGUAACUGUGGCCAAACCUCAAACCGGAUCACCUGGUAGCCCCGCUAACAACCCCACGUCACCGGCUGUGCUACAAGGAGUCGCCAGUCCAAACAUCAAACAGGUUUCCAUCACAGGACAACUAGGAAUGAAGACUCCAGGAGGAGCAGGAAUUCCAAUUACGGCUACAAACCUUCGUAUCCAGGGUAAAGAUGUCUUACGCCUCCCGCCAUCCUCCAUUACCACAGAUGCUAAAGGCCAGACAGUGCUGCGGAUCACCCCAGAUAUGAUGGCAACUCUUACCAAAUCUCCAGUUGCAACUGUCAAACUGACAUCUGACUUUUUGGGCACUGCUGCCUCAGGAAGCAAGAGCAUAUCGGCUACUCUUCAUGUGACGCCACCCCACCCUUCACCGUCCUCUGCCUCCAGUGCUUCGUCCUGUACAGGCGAUGUACAGACCACUAAAGCAGGCCCCGUCACCUCGACCUUGCUGAAGGCAGCAGGAGACACGGCCAUACGUUUGAUGCCCACGUUGGCCGUCAGUGUCGCUGAUCAAAAAUCUAGGACCUUCUCCACCGUGACCUCUCCUGACAAGAGUGGCGCCACCAUUCGGAUAAUGCCAGGCCUUGGUGUGAUCCCACAGAAACAGGGUCAGACCAUCACAAUGACAACCACCACUGGCAGCAAACCACUCACCGCGUCCACAUGUGCUAACGUAGUGACAAUGGCUGCCAGUGUUGUUGCUGGUGCGAAGGGGAUCACAGUGGCUCCUGGAGCUUCAGGCUCACCUCUGACACUGGGAACAGCUACAGCUGCUGUGCGGCAAGUCCCUGCUACAGUUGUUACUACACAAACGGGGAAACUACCUGCGCGGAUCACUGUGCCUCUCUCUGUCCUCAACCAACCGCUGAAGAGCAAAAGUGUUGUGACGACACCCAUUGUGAAGGGGAGCCUUAACACAAAUAUCAGCAGCCUUGGCAGGAACAUCAUCCUGACCACUAUGCCGGCUGGAACGAAGCUGAUCGCGGGAAACAAACCAGUCAGUUUCGUCACGGCGCAGCAGUUUCAGCAGCUCCAGCAGCAAGGACAGGCCACACAGGUUCGUAUCCAGACAGUUCAGGCGCAGCAGCUCCAGCAGCACAUGGCAACAGGCUCCCCGAAAUCCGUUUCAACAGUUGUAGUUACGACGGCACCUUCACCCAAAUGUGCCCCUGAUCCUCCCCCUGCUCCUCAACAGUGAUCUCAUGUUGUUGGGUAUCAAUGAAUCUUAGGUCCAGUGUGUUAUAUAUGUUAAGAAUUAUGUGUUUGUUUUAUUGUUGGAAGUUGGAUAAUGCCCACAAAGCUCUAAUUUUUCCUCAAUCAUUGACCCUGGACUUGUGUUCAGAUUUGCAUGAUUUCCAGGUAACUAGCAUCAUGUCUCAUUCUGAAAUUUGUCUGUCAACAAAAUCUCCGGAAUUUCAGUUUUUUCAUUGUUAUACUUAAAAGAAAUUGUAACAAUAAUAAGGCAGAUCGCAGUCUUUGCAUAGAAAUUCCACUGCGAGGUUUGUUCUUUCCUUCAGUGGUUGACUAACUCUGUAAAGAACUAAUUUCUCAGUUCUGUUUGUCACAUCUUUAAAUGUUUCAUAUGAGGUAUUGUUAGCAAAUAUGCAGUAAGUGGGAGUUGUUCUGACUUAUUUUAGUGUUUGUGAUUUACUUGUAAAUAUACUAUUUGUUCUCUUACAAA